Molecule: messenger RNA, 723 nt
Organism: Aspergillus puulaauensis
Lineage: Eukaryota; Fungi; Ascomycota; Eurotiomycetes; Eurotiales; Aspergillaceae
Product: PEX11 family protein
Exons: 3
Coding region: 1-723 (240 amino acids)
Biological process (GO): peroxisome fission; regulation of peroxisome size
Cellular component (GO): peroxisomal membrane
Source: RefSeq, a predicted model, not a curated record
AUGCAUACAGAAAAGAAGACAUCUGCAGUUGCGACCGAGUGCUCUCCUUUGGCGCAUUCACUGCGCUUUCUUGCUACGACAACUGGGCGUGACAAGAUUCUGCGCUCUGUACAAUAUUUCUCUCGGUUCUACUGCUGGUACCUCCAUCGUGCCCAGCACAGCCAAAAUGGUAUCAACCUCCAGGCGAUAUCGAAUCAGUUCGAGGUAACCCGCAAGAUUCUACGAAUCGGUACCUUCAUCGAGAAGUUCAACGCUGCCUCCACUGCCUACAGCAGGAACAGUACAGACACGCUGCUGCGAUAUCUUACUGUUGCCCAUCACAUCGGAUAUGGCGGUUACCUCGCUCUCGAUAACAUCCUUGCUAUCGAUGCUGCGGGGGUUCGGAAGCUGGCUACCGCUAAAAAGCUGAAGAAGCUUGCAUACCGGUCUUGGAUGGCGGGCCUGAUCUGUAGCAUUGUGGCUGGCAUCUAUUCUCUGUGCAAGCUCCAGAAGAAGAAGGAUAUGGAGGGCACUUCAGAGGCAAAGCGGACACAGAAGGCACGAUAUAAUACAUCCGCCCAGCUAGUGGCCAACCUGUGUGACUUGACUCUACCCAUUUCGGUGCUGGGAUACGCAGCCCUUGGAGACGGAGUGGUUGGAAUGGCUGGCACAAUCAGCAGCUUGAUAGGAGCGUGGUUCCAAUGGCGAAAAACUGCGAUGGUAGAGUCUCAAUCAUGGAGUUGA